Molecule: messenger RNA, 1197 nt
Organism: Aspergillus luchuensis
Lineage: Eukaryota; Fungi; Ascomycota; Eurotiomycetes; Eurotiales; Aspergillaceae
Exons: 1
Coding region: 1-1197 (398 amino acids)
Source: RefSeq, a predicted model, not a curated record
AUGAGAGACAUUUUUCAUCAUGCUUAUGUGACUAUCAUCGCUGCAUGUCCGUCCAAAGUAAGCGACGGCUUCUUGCGUGACCGCAGGCCCGGGUUUCCAGCUCCAAGCACACUUCCGUUCCGCACUCCCGAUGGUGCUUUGGGGACGAUGUUUCUGAGCCAUGGAACUGAUCUCCGGCCCGAGCCGGUGAACAGUCGGGCUUGGUGCUUGGAGGAACGAGUUCUGUCACCACGGUCUCUAGUCUAUUGCUCCCACACACUGCAGUACGAAUGUCAGACCGAGCACAUGAAUAUUGACCGUGCCGCAGACCCGCGAGACGUUAGAGAUGACAUCGUGCAACUACCGUCUUGGGUCUUCCACGAUCGUUUCCUUUCGAGUCCAUUCAUGGUCCCUGGAAUCGAAGAUGCAGAGCGCACACUAGACAAAACAUGGGGGAAGAUCAUUAGCUGCUAUACACAGCGUACCCUUACAAAACCGGGAGAUCGCCUCAUCGCAGUGUCUGGACUAGUACAAAAGCUCCAUCAACAUUGGCCAAAGGGCCAAGAAGAAACUCCCGUCUAUCAUGCUGGACUCUGGUCUCACCACCUCCCAGGAUGCCUCAUGUGGACAGUUUCACGGCGCAAGUUCCCACGGCCCGCUACUUAUCGGUCACCCUCUUGGAGUUGGGGCGCGGUCGAUGGCGAAAUCCAGUACGCUACCAGAGAUGUUUCCAACAUGAUCUGCGAGGUCCACUGCUGUCGAACCUUUCUCGCACGAGAAGAGCACCCGUAUGGUAAAGUCAUUGGUGGGAUGCUAAUUCUGCGGGCAAUGGUUAGAAGGGCAAUUUGGGAUCCGGAAAAUGGCAAUUUUUUCGAGCUUCAUGAGGUGCUUGCAGCGGGCGAGUAUCACUCAGAGGAACAAGGGGAUGAUGGAGAAAUCGGAUAUGUUACAGCAGAUGCUCUAGAACCGGCGUCCAGUAGCGUUGGGGAGGUUUACUUGGCCAUUUUGAUGAAAACUGACAUGACAGUGCGAGGCCUUGUAAUGGAGCGGGAUUCCACAACUGGUCCCAGCGCGAAUACAGUUGAAAUCGUCGAGCAAAAGGAAACGGCAUUCAACCUAAAGAUUGAAACAUUUCGCCGGCUUGGGACUUUCACGGCGCCUUUCUGUGAUCGGGGUAUAUGGUUAUCCACGCCCUCCCAGGUGUUACAAAUCAUAUAA